AUGAUCAUUCAAUCAUUAUUUUGCCCGCACCCCACCUUGCUCGCCCUCGAAGGCUCGAACAUAUUUUUUUAUGUUUGCCUGGGUGGCGCGUCUGAACUCUCAAACUCGACAGCAGUGUUGAUCAGUUGCAUUGCAAAUCGUGAAGAGGCCCAGGGAAAAGGAAAACGCUCGCGAGCACUGCUGCCACUCAGCAGUUCUCCACCCCAACCACACUUGUGUCCACUUGCUAACCCGGACGAAAGAAAUUAUUUUUGUCGAGCGGAGGAAGUUUCGUCUGAUCUCUCCUCGAGCCUCUUCCUUGAGCCUCAACCGGUCUAA
Molecule: messenger RNA, 318 nt
Organism: Aspergillus calidoustus
Lineage: Eukaryota; Fungi; Ascomycota; Eurotiomycetes; Eurotiales; Aspergillaceae
Source: the annotation of a GenBank genome assembly